AUGUUCGCACCUCAGUCCUCUGAGAUGAUCCGUAAGGACAGCGCCACAUCGAACGAUGAGCGCCAGAUCCUCCAGAAUGCUGCCGCCAGCGCACAGUUCUUCCCAUCGUCAAAGUCCAACACUGUCUUGAACCCCUUCGGUUCAGAGUUCACCCCUAGCAAGGGCUUCUCCGUUGCCAAGGACAAGGAAAAGGACAACUCCAGUUCUUCUUCCAGCAUCCUUUACACCCCUGCCAAGGGCAGCGCCAUGAAGCUCCUUAACAUUGGUUCUACUCCCGACGGACCUUCUACCAAGGCCUCAUCAGUGUCGCCGGUCAAGCCCAUUGGUUCUGGCUUCUCGUCGCCCACUCGCCAGCCAUCACUCAAGGAUGGCCCUGUCUUCAGCACUGAUACCGAUCCUAACGUCGCCGAGACUCGCUUUGUUCGUUUCGGUAAGAUUCCCGCCGAAUGGUUCGAGCAGGGCACUCUCCACGAAACCGGCUUGACCAAUGUGUUCGAACGUUGUGUUAUCGCUGGUGAUGAUACCCCUGAUUGCAUCUCUAUCUACUGUCGCUUCGACGACUUGCGUGCCGCCCCCGUCUCCAAGGACAUGCUCGAGAGUGCCCUUACCACUGUCAGCUUCGCAUUCGUCGACCACCAUGAGUACUUCAGUCAUGACCACACCCACCCCCGUGCCCAGGCUGUCUCAGCCUACGAUGGUCAGGUUGAGUUCACGGCUACUCCUAAGAGCAUGAUGGACUUCAACAUCAACUCCAUCUACGCCGAAGUUCGUCAGUUUGCCGAAGCAUUUGGCAACGUUCGUUCGUUCGCCUACAUUGAGAGCAAGGGGUUCCAGGCCCCUCGUUUCCGCGCUGAGUUCUUCUCAGUCAACGCGGCCGAGAAUGCGGUUGCAGUCUCAACCCAGAAUGAUUCUGCUUGCUUCUCCGUAAGUACUUNNGACUCUCUCACCGUAUCAGUCAAGGAAUUCGCGCCUCCAGGCUACAUGCGCUACAUGCACCCUGCUGCCUCUAUGAGUCAGAUCGUGGAUGCUACUCAGGAUCUUGCCGUCUCUGGCGAGUCUGAUGAUGGCUACAACAACUACUCCACUCACCGCUCCAGAGGUGACUACUCGGGAAACUCCCGUGGUAACUAUGGUCCUCGCCGUGGCCGUGGCGGCUACCGUAGCUCCGUCCCUCGCAGCCCUCAGUCUGCCUGGUGGGUUCCCUCCGACGACUCUCCUGUUCACCAGACCGACAUGGAGUACUGGAAGUUUAACCAGCCUCAGACAGUCAACCUGAAGAAGAUUGAGGCAGGAAUUGAUGUUCGCACCACCGUUAUGCUUCGCAACAUUCCCAACCGCGUCGACUUUGAGGNNGACUUGAAGCUCUUCCUUGAUGCCACUUCUGAAGGUCACUACGACUUCUCCUACCUGCGCAUUGACUUCUCGAACAACCUCAACGUUGGCUACGCCUUCGUUAACUUCGUGCGCCCUGAGUUCAUCAUCAACUUCGUGGAGCAGCGUGUUAACAAGGAGUGGAACAUGUACGGCUCCUUGAAGAAGUGCGAGGUCUCGUAUGCCACCAUUCAGGGUAUCGACUGUCUGCUCGCCAAGUUCCGCAACUCUGUCGUCAUGGAGGAGAUCCCUCGCUACCGCCCCAAGCUCUGGUACCACGUCGACUCCACUGACUUGCCUACUAUUGGUGGCAUUCCCGACAUCAACGCCAUCGGCACUGAGGCCGCUUUCCCUCCUCCUAACAACGAGCAGAAGCGCAAGCGCUCCAGAGACAACGCCGGCACCAUCGGACUGUUCCCUCCUCGUCGUGGCAGAGGCCCCUACGGACCUGGUUCUCACUUCCGUGAGGGUCAGUACGACCGCGGCACGUCCUUCGCUAUUGAGGAGGAGCGUCUGCACGAGGAGCAGCGUCAGCUCCGCUUCAAUGAGCGUCGCCUUAUCGGCUUCCGUGGCAAUGCCCGCGGUCAGCGUCCUGGCCUGCGCAACGGUAGAAACCAGCACUCUCGUUACCGUGGCGGUUUCGAGGACGAGGAGGAGGAUUACUUCGAUGAGGAGGACACCUACUUCCGUGGCAACUACCGCUCUCACUACCGUCGUUGA
Aureobasidium musti is the source of this 2091-nucleotide messenger RNA. Lineage: Eukaryota; Fungi; Ascomycota; Dothideomycetes; Dothideales; Saccotheciaceae. The record is from the annotation of a GenBank genome assembly.